GAGCGGGGCCGGAUCUCAGUGCGGUGAUAGAGCUCGCAGAGCGGCUGUGCGGAAGUUCUUUCAUCCGCGCUGCACAGAAGGGGCUUCGCCCUCGAGAUUAGCUAUUCUCGUCCCAAGUUUUCGCUUGGACGAAGGCAAAAGAGGUGGAACUUCUUCGCUCUGUGUUUUAACUCGAAUUCUGUCGUUCGCUACAAGUUAGCGCCCAUUACCGUCGGGUAAUGGCAAGGCCAAGCCACAGUGAGCAUGUCCUGCAGCAGCUCAACAACCAAAGGGAAUGGGGUUUCCUCUGUGACUGCUGCAUUGCCAUAGGGGACAUUUAUUUCAGGGCCCACAAGGCCGUGCUGGCAGCCUGCAGCUCUUACUUCAGAAUGAUGUUCAUCCGGGAUCAGCAGGGGACUGCGCGGUUUGAUCUCAGCAACAUGCAGAUCAGCGCAGAGUGCUUCGAUCUCAUCCUGCAGCUCAUGUACCUUGGCCGAAUCGUUGUGGAUCACUAUGAGUUUGAGGAGCUGAAAUCAUCUAUGACCUACCUACAAAUGUACUACAUCCCAGACUCUCUCGAGGACCUCCGAGACAUCAGAACGUCCAAUUUGACACCUUCGUCAUCUGCGUCGUCCUCUUCAUCGUCCAGUUCCUCGUCCUCAUCCAGCGUGGUUGGAGGCAAGAUGAUGUUUGGCGUUCGAAUGUUUGAGCAGCAGCGGCCAAGCCCUUCUGAGAAUGAACGCACAGCAAAAGCCUCAACCACAACUGCUCGUCAAACCAUUAACAUCUCAACUGUCAGGCCUUCUGAAGAUGUGGUCAUUCCACACCCGCAGCCACACUCAGAGACUGUUGUAGACCAGCCGUGUGACUUGAGGAAGAGAACUUCAGGCCGAAGCUCUGCCAUGAAAGAACGUCCUCGGUUUGGACGCACAUACACAUGCGACGAUUGCGGCUUUGUGUUCAGCUGUGAAAAGCUGCUCAUCGAACACAUCCUCACAUGCACCAAUCGCAAAGCUUUCCAGACGCCCAAAGUCGGCAAAGAGGGUAACAGUGAUGCUGGUAAAGCCGAGAGUUCGAACUCAGAGGGUACAGAUGAACACAGAGCAGUUUGCAAGGGCGAAGAGGACUGGUCAGACCACAAGCUGGAUGCAGAGACCGUGAUCAGGUCCGUCGCCACUGGCAUGGACAGCGAAGCUGCCUUCUCCAGGAAUAUAACCAUUAAAGUGGAACGAGACAAUGACUCCGAGAGCGAUUUGGAAACUAUAAAAGUCGUGAAGGUAGGGAACCAUAACGUAGGGAGCUGCAAAUUUCGUACUAGGGCAUACAAAGACAAUCUUGCAGACCAGAUUAAGUUUGACAGCGAGGAAGAGGCUGGAGUAUCUGCCAUGGAUGCUUUGGAGGGCCAAAGCACAGGGUUAGAGACGGAUCCAAAGGUGCACCGGAUCAAAGAGGAAAAGCAAGAUGGUGCGUGCAUUCCAUGCGAGUUGUGCGGAACCCUGUUGACGGAGGAGAAUCAGUCUGCUCAUUACAUCUCCAGCCACAUGGGACAUAUCUGCGCCUGCGGAAGGUGCGGCCAAGUGCUCAUUAAAGGCAGGCAGCUGCAGGAGCACGCAGAGCGCUGUGGUGAACCCCAAGGAGCCGAGACGGACUCCCCAGGUGAGGAUUCGCUUCUACUUGAAGAUGCCGAGGCUAUGGAUGAAAGCUUGCUGGAAGGAGCCGACCUGGGCUUUCGCUGUCCGCUCUGUGGGUUGAUAUUUGAAAGUGAAAGUCUUGCAGUGGAGCAUACGUUGUCUUGUCCGGAACAGGAGCCCUUCCGGCCCGUUCUGUUGGAAGACAGCAGCGAGCCAGACCAUCGGCGCAAGCAUUUCUGUGCAAUUUGUGGCAAAGGCUUUUACCAAAGGUGUCACCUACGAGAGCACUACACCGUGCACACCAAGGAAAAGCAGUUCACCUGUCAGACCUGCGGGAAACAGUUUCUGCGCGAACGACAGCUUCGGUUGCACACUGACAUGCACAAGGGAAUGGCGCGGUACGUCUGCCCUGUGUGCGAUCAAGGUACGUUCCUUAAACAUGAUCAUGUGCGACACAUGAUCUCUCACCUAUCUGCCGGAGAGACUAUCUGCCAGGUGUGUUUCCAGAUUUUCCCCAGCGCCGAGCAUCUGGAAAAGCACAUGGAUGUGCAUCUGUACAUCUGUGGCGUUUGCGGAGAGAAGUUCCGCCUCCGGAAAGACAUGCGGAGCCACUACAACUCCAAGCACACCAAGAGACAAUGAGAGGCCUCUCUCUGCAACCUUUGAAUCUUUGAAAUAAGCCAUACUGUAAAUGUGAGAACAAAUCUAUGCACUUAGACACCAAUUGUAACCUUUACAACUGCACUUUCUAUGUGUAUGCAAAUUCUGGAUGUCUUGCUCAAUGUUUUUGGUGGGAUAUAGUGCCUCAAGCUUUUGUUUUAAUUUUCUUAUACUUAAAGAUAUCUAGUUAAGUUAAGUCUAGAUAUCAACUAAAUCACACUAUCAGUGGUGUUUCAGUUGAAAAUGCUAUAUAGGUUUGUAGUUAGGAAACUGACCCAUGGCUAUUAGUUUUACAUCCAAUGUUCAUAAAGCUUUAAUGAUGGUGCACACUGGCUUGUUAAAGUUUAAAGUUUACCAACAUUUUAACUUUAGUAUUUAAGAUAACUUUUGUCAAAGGGGUCAUUUGUUUUUUUAUGUUAUUGGUGGUGCUCUUUCUUUUUUGUGAACGCAUAGAUUCAAGCACAUACUGCUACCAUUUCAUCAUUAUUUCAAAUAGCUCUGGUGCCAUUACCUGUCAUAAUGCUCCAUAUACAAUUGCCCUUAAAAAGAUAGUUUAGCCAAGUGAAAAUUCUGUCGUCAUUUACUCACCCUCAUGUCAUUACAAACCUAUGUGACUUUCUUUUUUCUGUGGACCAUAAAUACCAUUACAACUUUCUUUUUUUUUUUAAUUUUUUUUGCUUUUUAUAG
Rhinichthys klamathensis goyatoka is the source of this 2957-nucleotide messenger RNA. RefSeq names its product zinc finger and BTB domain containing 1 (gene zbtb1). The transcript is spliced from 2 exons. The record is from RefSeq and is a predicted model, not a curated record. Gene Ontology annotation, molecular function: protein binding. The coding region runs from base 219 to 2252 and encodes 677 amino acids. Gene Ontology annotation, biological process: regulation of immune system process; negative regulation of transcription by RNA polymerase II; regulation of cytokine production. Lineage: Eukaryota; Metazoa; Chordata; Actinopteri; Cypriniformes; Leuciscidae.